GUCCUGCCUCCCUGCUCCUCUGCUCCCCGGCGGCGCCCAGAACAAAAUCGGGGAGAAUCCCAUCCCGGAUUCCCGGUCACCCCCAACGUCUUCCUCGUCGCCUCGCCUUCCCCAAUUCGUCCACCAGUAACUCCCAAACUCUCCUCACUAGUCACCAUGGCUGCGCCCUCGCCCUGGGCGAAUCUCUCACCCAAGGAAGUCUCCGAGAUCGCCCGCCGUGUCCCCUGCGAAUGGGACCGCGCCCACAUGGCCUUCGUGUGCCGCUCAUGGCGCGCGGGGCUCGCAGCUUCCCCGCCCCCGCCGCUCCCGCGGCUCCUCCUGCCGUCCGACGACUUCACUCGCGUAGCCUGCAUCCUUAGCGGCUGCAGCAUCCACCAGGGGCACCACGCCCCGUUCGGCCUGCGCUACCUCGGCUCGUGCGACGGCGGCUACCUCUUCCUCGCCAUGGAGCAGAGUCGCGGCCACCGCCUCAUGGGCCUCCUCCAGGAUGAAGGGGGGCACAUCCACAUCCACUUCCUCCCCGACGAGGUCUGCACCCGCUACAACCCGUCGGCCCAGCACGUCCACAGCAUGGUCAUCCUCGCCGCCACCCUCUCGUCCGCGCCCGAUGUCCCAGGCUGCCUCGCCGCCGGCAUCGUCACCUAUCAGCGGGACGUCGACGGCCCGCGCCAGCUCCGCUGCGCGAUCUGGCGCAUCAGUGAUCGGGUGGUGUACGACAUCACGCCCCCCUACAUCACCGAACAUGUGGAGGACCUCGUGUACCGCGACGACGGGUGCUUCCAUUUCCUCACCGACGAGGAGCACAUCCUCGCGUGCGCGCCGACCUUCGUUCAGGAUGGGGACGAGGCGCUGCGGGGAGUAUCGCUCUCCUCGACGCUACGCCGCUGCGUGCCCAGGGACACCAGUCACGAUGGGUUCGUUCGAGCUCGUUACCUGCUCGAGUCCCGCGGCGAACUGCUGAUGAUCGUCAGGUUCGCUCCCGAUCCUGAUUCGCCGACGUCGGGGUUCAAGGUGUUCAGCCGGAUUGGACCGCUGGCGCUCGAGGACGACGGCAGCAGCGGCAUGGUUGGGCGCCCCUAUACCUGGAGCGAGCUGGACACGCUGGGUGGCCGGAUGCUGUUCGUGGGGAGAGGCUGCUCCAGAUCCUACGAAACGGCCGACUACCCGGGGUUCAAGGCCGGCAUCUACUUCUUGGAUGAUCGGAGCUUCUACGAGGAGGAGAUGAUGUUCCGCUGUGUCAAUGAGAGGCAGUAUCUCUGCAAUGACAACGGCAAGUGGUCAGAAGGGCCGCGUUCGGUUGUCGAGCGCUUCUUCCCGGAGCAGGUGCCUUCCAACCACUCUUCUCCGGCUUGGUUUCUCCCUCGUCAAAGACGUGCAGCUUGCCUUCCGAAAGAUAUUCUGAUAGAGAUCGCCCGACAUGUCCGGUGCGACGCUGGACGCAUUCGCGUGCUCCACGCCUGUCACCUGGCGUCCGCUGACCUCGGGGCGGCGGCGCCGCCGCCGCAACUCCCGUGGCUGCUCCACCCGUUGCCUGGAGGGCCCUCAUUCUCCUGCUUAUAUUGUGGGGACGGCGCGGAAAGCGUCAUCCACAGCGUGCGCACCCCCGCCGACGCCCGCUUCGCUCGCUACUUCGGCUCAUACGACGGCCGGUGGGUGUUUCUCGCCGGCGGCCCGGUUCAUAAGUUGGUCAAUAUUCUGAACGGGAAGGUAUACUUGCUCCCUGGACGUGUUGCGUACCCGCGGAACGGCCGGGACGACAUGGCCAUUCUCGCCGCCACGCUCUCGUCGUCACCCGACAAUGAGGGUUGUGUUGCGGCCGCAAUUGUGCAAAUGGAUUACCUCAACAAGCCCAAGGGGAUUGUUUUCUGGGAGAUGACAUCAGCUGUUGGCGUGGACCCGUUCGCACCUUCGAGCAUAAAGAUGGAUCCGGAAGAUGUACUGUUCCACAACUCAUCUUUCUAUUUCAUCACAAGCACAUCAGAGAUAUUAGUCUGGAAACCGGAUGUGUCUCAGGGUCUGCUCCCCCACGACAAUUGGAGCUCGUACCGCAUCCAGUAUGGAACUGACGGACUCCACUAUCAGCAGAUCCGUUCUCGGUAUCUUGUGAGCUCCCGCGGAGAACUACUGAUGGUGAUGAAGUGCGGUCAGCAGAAGAAUUGUCGAGCUGAAUACUUCAGGGUGUUCCAUGUUACCGGCCUUGAUGAAACAAAACCACCUUUCGCUCCAUGUCUCUGUACUGAGCUGAAGUCGCUUGACGGCCGGAUGUUAUUCUUGGGACGAGGGCACUCUAGAAGCUACGAGACCAGCGAUUUUCCAGGGUUUCUCAGCGGCAUCUACUUCUUGGAUGAUAAUGGCUCAAACCAAAUAGACAAGGCAUCCUACUCUUGCAACGACAACGGGAGGUGGUCGUCAGGAUCGCCUCCCAUAAUUACCAACUGCUUUCAGCCAGUACAGGGCGGCUCGGACUACUCAUCUCCGGUAUGGCUUCUGCCAUGAAAGCGAGCUGGACAUGCUGGGUGGCCAGUUUGUAGGGCGAGGAUAGUCUUCUCCAGCUAGGCUUCACCCUUGAGAUGGCAGGUUUUUGGCUACGAUCCUCUCUACCUCCGUUUGUUUGGUGCUGAAAUAAUUGCUGUGGUUUUGUUCAGUGAGUUGAAAACUUGAUACCAUUACUUUUCUGUACAUUGUGGAAAUCAAUCAGUUUGCAUUCCUGAAUGAACAAACGACUACCAUUUGCGACCUAUUUGUGUGAAGUGACAGAGAAUCUAUCCUAAAAAUAUGUGUGUUGGCAAUCAGUGUUU
Panicum virgatum (switchgrass) is the source of this 2798-nucleotide messenger RNA. RefSeq lists its product as uncharacterized. The transcript has a single exon. Lineage: Eukaryota; Viridiplantae; Streptophyta; Magnoliopsida; Poales; Poaceae. The record is from RefSeq and is a predicted model, not a curated record. The coding region runs from base 157 to 2496 and encodes 779 amino acids.